Molecule: messenger RNA, 477 nt
Organism: Cynara cardunculus var. scolymus (artichoke)
Lineage: Eukaryota; Viridiplantae; Streptophyta; Magnoliopsida; Asterales; Asteraceae
Product: leucine-rich repeat extensin-like protein 3
Exons: 2
Coding region: 1-477 (158 amino acids)
Source: RefSeq, a predicted model, not a curated record
AUGGCGGAAUUUUCUCCUUUCUCUUUCAUUCUCACUCUUUUAAUCAUCGCCGGAACCACCAAUUUUCCCCCGCCCGCCACCGCAAGGAUCGCCUCCUAUUCCAGAGAUGAAGCCUCAUGUACUAUGUGCGAUGAAUGCGAAAACCCUUGCCAACUUUCUCCUCCGUUGCCAUCGCCACCGCCGCCAGUACCAAGCGAUACGAAGUGCCCCCCACCACCUUCUCCGCCGCCAAGCUCCGGUGGCAAUUCUCCUUCUUUUGUUCCCUAUUAUUCCCCUCCGCCACCGCCAGCAACUCCCGCCGGUGGCUAUGGCUACACUACUCCGCCUCCUCCAAAUCCGAUUCUCCCUUACUUUCCAUUCUAUUAUUAUAAUCCACCGCCUCCUGGCCAAAAUUCAUUGUCGCUUCAAUUACAGAUAAACUGUUUUCACAUGUUCGAUAGUCAAACAUCAAGUGUGGGUGAGGAUUAUGACGAUUAG